Messenger RNA from Yamadazyma tenuis ATCC 10573, 1250 nucleotides. The record is from RefSeq and is a predicted model, not a curated record. Lineage: Eukaryota; Fungi; Ascomycota; Pichiomycetes; Serinales; Debaryomycetaceae.
ACUUCGCACCCUAUUCCGUCUCUGUCAAUCAAACCAGCUUGGAGGUAUAAUAUGAUUGUUCCCUUAUUUGGAGGUGCCCUAGAUGUCGAGCUACCUGACGACGUAAUCGAUGUGUCUGACUUCCGGCAAGUGCCGGAUAAUCAGGAGGUAUUUCUUGUUGAAAGAGGAAGUGGUCCCAAGGAGGAUAAAUCCAUCAUCAUCGAGCUUCUUGAGCUGCCUGAAGGGUCCAUUGACCAGGUAUUGAAAAUGCACCUAUCGGACUUAUUAGACAUUGAUAUCAGCCAGAUCAAUGACGUGGAGUAUAUCAAGACAUCUAAUUCAUUGGGAGAAGACAACUAUAUAUCCAUAUACAAGGAUCUGGAAAAGAAUUUGAUGGUCAUCUUUUCAUUAGUUAGAGUCUCUAAAGUCCAAACCGAUAUCUUGCUCAGCUUCUUCCUCAGCAUCGAUACGCCGAAUUAUCAGCAUUUAAAGGACUUGGAUUCUAAAAACAUAUCACAGAAUUAUGCCAGCUUAGGUAUGGAACCGGAUGUGCGAUUGGUUCAUACGGCCACGGAAAAGAUCCACAUCAAGAACUGGUUGAUCUUCCUGCUGGAAUAGUUCAUUGAAAAGGCAAUGGCACCACAUAUGAAAACUGUCAAAAUAAUUGAGCAAUAUACCGAAAAUCUUCUCAUAAGCUGGUAAUACCCAACCAUGAGUAUUAGACCAAAAAUAUUAAAGAACACCGUUUCAGGAAGAUCCAACACGGGAAGAGGAGAGUUCUGGUAAUAGUAGUUAUACACCUCCUGGAUGAACAUUGGAACUGGUGAGGGCAUAUAUUUAUCUAGUAAUAAAGACAAAAACCAUGUGCUUCAUACAAUCGAAGGUUUUAUAUGCUGAGCAGACUAAUGACUUAGGGAAAUCGAAGAAGUAGAGUUAUACACUCGGUCAGGCACCUCUUUAUUGAAUUAAUGUGAGACAUCGGAUUCUAGCCCCGGAUAUGACCCUAUUGAGCGGUUUUUUCCAAAAUAAACUACAAAUGAUCCCGAAUUCUCCGAAAGGUGGUUGCAAAGAAAUAAUUUGUUCACUGCUGGACAACGGAUAGUUUACGAUCAGGUGCAACUGACUCUGUGUGAAUGAAAUGUAAGCAUUUUCCAACCAUUGGGAAAUAUCACCUACUACUUCCCAGUAUCGCAUAUAUUUUGCAGCCAGCUUCAUUCAUAAUCUGGCACCAGAGUUUCAAAAGUAAUAGUAAAAGAACUAGUAACAAACCU